GGCUUCGUUAAAAUAGGCCCAUUCUCAGAGUGACCCCCACCUAGUCCGUCCCACUGUGGAGGUUGGAGGAGGGAGGGAUGGCGCUGGAUUGGGUGAUUGAAGAGGGCGGCCUUUCCCCACCGCCGGCGCCCCCUGCUUUCCUAGUUGCGGUACCGGGCCAUGCUGCAGGGUUCUCGCCGCCUCGUCAGUUGCCUGUGGGGCCCCAGAUCACUCACAGCAGGAAUUCAGAAAAAUACUGUCUGCAAGAUGGACAGCCUAGCAAUGAAUCACGUGGUAAAUUAUAUCAUCAAGUCUCCUGAGGACAAACGAGAGUACAGAGGCCUUGAGCUAGCAAAUGGAAUUAAAGCAAUCCUUAUUAGUGACCCCACUACGGAUAAAUCUUCAGCGGCUCUGGAUGUUCACAUUGGAUCACUCUCAGACCCAAAUAACAUCUCUGGUCUUGCCCAUUUUUGUGAGCACAUGCUGUUCUUGGGAACAAAGAAGUACCCGAAGGAAAACGAAUACAGCCAAUUCCUCAGCGAGCAUGCUGGGAGCUCCAAUGCGUUCACUAGCGGUGAACAUACAAACUACUAUUUUGAUGUGUCACAUGAGCAUCUGGAAGGAGCGCUGGACAGGUUUGCUCAGUUUUUCCUGUGCCCACUGUUUGAUGAGAGCUGUAAAGACCGAGAGGUGAAUGCCGUGGAUUCUGAGCAUGAGAAGAAUCUAAUGAAUGACGCGUGGCGGCUCUUUCAGCUGGAAAAGGCCACUGGGAAUCCAAAUCACCCUUUCAGCAAAUUUGGAACAGGCAACAAACUAACCCUUGAAACGAGGCCAACAAAAGAGGGAAUUGACAUCAGACAAGAGCUGCUGAAAUUCCACUCCACUUACUAUUCCUCUAAUCUGAUGUGCCUGUGUGUCCUUGGGCGAGAAUCACUUGAUGAAAUGACUGAAUUGAUAGUGAAACUGUUUGCAGAGGUGGAAAACAAAAAUGUGCCUCUUCCAGAAUUUCCUGACAAUCCCUUCCAGGAGGAACAUCUCCGGAAAAUGUACAAGAUUGUGCCUGUAAAAGAUAUAAGGAAUCUAUAUGUUACAUUCCCAAUACCUGACCUCCAGAAAUAUUACAAGUCCAACCCAGGCCAUUACCUCGGGCAUCUCAUUGGACACGAAGGUCCUGGGAGCCUCUUGUCUGAACUGAAGUCUAAAGGCUGGGUUAAUACCCUGGUUGGAGGUCAGAAAGAAGGUGCAAAGGGGUUUAUGUUUUUCAUCAUUAAUGUGGAUCUGACUGAAGAAGGUUUAUUGCACGUCGAUGACAUCAUAUUCCACAUGUUUCAAUACAUCCAGAAACUGCGCACAGAAGGUCCACAGGAAUGGGUGUUCCAGGAGUGCAAGGAUCUGAAUGCUGUAGCUUUUCGGUUCAAGGACAAAGAGCGACCUCGUGGGUAUACGUCAAAGGUGGCAGGAUUGCUGCAUUAUUACCCCCUAGAAGAGGUUCUAGCAGCGGAGUAUUUACUGGAAGAAUUCAGACCAGAUUUAAUAGAAAUGGUUCUAGAAAAACUCCGACCUGAAAAUGUCCGAGUGGCAGUAGUUUCCAAAUCAUUUGAAGGCCAGACUGAUCAAACUGAGGAAUGGUAUGGAACACAGUACAAGCAAGAAGACAUCCCAGAAGAGGCAAUUGAGAAAUGGCAAAAAGCAGACCUCAAUGGGAAAUUCAAACUACCAAUGAAGAAUGAAUUCAUCCCAACCAAUUUUGAGAUUCUACCUUUGGAAAAGGAUGCAACUCCUUAUCCUGCACUGAUUAAGGACACUGCGAUGAGCAAGGUUUGGUUCAAACAAGAUGACAAAUUCUUCCUUCCCAAAGCGUGCCUCAACUUUGAAUUUUUCAGUCGAUACCUUUAUGCUGACCCUCUCCAUUGCAACAUGACCUAUCUCUUUCUAAGGUUAUUGAAGGAUGAUUUAAAAGAGUAUACAUAUGCAGCGCGCCUUUCAGGUUUGACCUAUGGCAUUGCCUCUGGAAUGAAUGCAAUCCUUCUUUCCGUAAAAGGUUAUAAUGACAAACAACGUAUCUUGCUAAGGAAGAUCAUUGAGAAAAUGGCCACGUUUGAAAUUGAUGAGAAACGAUUUGAGAUCAUUAAAGAAGCGUACAUGCGUUCGCUCAAUAAUUUCCGUGCAGAGCAACCUCAUCAACACGCAAUGUAUUACCUCCGACUGCUGAUGACUGAAGUCGCUUGGACCAAAGAUGAACUUAAAGAGGCUCUAGAGGAUGUGACCCUACCCCGCCUGAAAGCCUUCAUCCCCCAGCUGUUGUCACGGUUACAUGUGGAAGCACUGCUACACGGCAAUAUCACAAAACAGACUGCGCUGGGCAUCAUGCAAACGCUGGAGGACACCCUAAUUGAGCACGCUCACACAAAGCCCCUACUCCCGAGUCAGCUGGUCAGAUACAGAGAAGUACAGCUACCUGACCAAGGCUGGUUUGUGUAUCAGCAGAGGAACGAAGUGCACAAUAACUGCGGCAUAGAAAUCUAUUAUCAGACAGACAUGCAGAGUACGUCUGAGAACAUGCUCCUGGAACUCUUCUGUCAGAUUAUUUCUGAACCAUGCUUCAACACGCUGAGAACCAAGGAGCAAUUAGGUUACAUUGUAUUCAGCGGCCCCCGCCGGGCUAAUGGCAUCCAAGGUCUGCGAUUUAUUAUCCAGUCCGAGAAACCGCCUCAUUACUUAGAGAGCCGUGUAGAGGCAUUCUUAAAAACUACAGAGAAGUCCCUAGAAGACAUGUCAGACGAGGCCUUCCAGAAGCACAUCCAGGCACUUGCAAUACGUCGUCUAGACAAGCCAAAGAAGCUUUCUGCUGAAUGUGCCAAGUACUGGGGCGAGAUCAUCUCCCAGCAGUACAAUUUCGACAGAGAUAAUAUUGAAGUUGGUUACCUGAAAACCCUGGUCAAGGACGAUGUCAUUAAGUUUUACAAGGAUUUGUUGGCAGUUGAAGCCCCAAGAAGACACAAAGUGUCUGUUCAUGUCCUCGCCAGAGAGAUGGAUUCCUGUCCAGUUGUCGGGGAGUUUCCAAGUCAAAACGAUGUGAAUCUUGCCCCAGCACCAGCCCUGCCUCAGCCUGACGUCAUUAACAAUAUGACAGAGUUCAAGAGAAGUCUACCUCUGUUCCCGCUGGUGAAGCCACAUAUAAAUUUCAUGGCUGCGAAAUUAUGAUCUCAGCGGAUAUAGGAUGGAGAAUCCAAACCAUGAAUCUCCCAGCACUGCCCUGUGAGCUUAUGAAUCGGUGGAAAAAAAUGUGGUUAUAAUAGUAGGAUGUUGCAAAUAGACAUUUAAUAGGAAAAACAAAGUAUCUAUUUUAUGUGGUAGGAAUUUAAUUUUCCAUUGGGGCAUGCUAUAAUUUGAGUCCUUUUAAUGGAUUGGAACCAACAUCUAUGAAUUCACGUGUUUAUAUGUAUGAAAUGUAAACCAAUGUAUAGGAAAAGUGCAAGUAUACAAACCUUUUUCAAGAGAUCUUACAUGUUCCACUAUAUUCAUUAUUUAUUAGAGAUGUAUAGACGCAGGCUUUUAAAAAGUCGAAAAGUCACCAAUUUCAAACUUUUUUCUUUAAAAGCUACAACCAGGGUAGAGAGAUACUGAUGUUGACACAAUGGUGCUGUGGGUAUCUAAUUCUUCAGUGGACCCCCUCCUAGCCAGACGGGAAACCAGAGUGGUCUGUAUAACUCCCCUGACCGCUGUAAUAUUAAACUAAAUUAACGAUCUCACAAUUCUCACUCCCAAUACAAUCAUGAUUUCCCACUUUGUCACUGUUUAUAAGGUAACUACCACUGUAGAUCAGAUCCUAUGUGUCUCCCAAGGAUGUGCGUGCAAGUCACAUGGUAUGUCAAAGUCCUAAGUCUGUCAGCCUUCGAUCUUUAAACUAAACAGGGUCACGAUUGUUUCCAAAUACCUUCUAGAACAGGGAAAGCCAAGCUACCAUGUUCCAGGUGGACGCGUACGUUCCUGUGAAAUCACUUUCUAGGUUUCUGAGGACAACUGCUUCAUUUAACUUUUUUGUUUUAGGGUUUGUUUCGACCGUAAAAACUUUCUACUGCGUGAUUCUACUCUAUGCAUAUCCAAAAAAAAUGAACUGUCAGUUUUGUUUUUUUCUAACUAGAACAAUUUAGCACAUUGUAAUCUCAAACUUCAAUA
Messenger RNA from Pelobates fuscus (common spadefoot toad), 4158 nucleotides. RefSeq names its product insulin degrading enzyme (gene IDE). The transcript has 25 exons. The coding region runs from base 160 to 3183 and encodes 1007 amino acids. Gene Ontology annotation, molecular function: metal ion binding; metalloendopeptidase activity. Gene Ontology annotation, cellular component: mitochondrion; peroxisomal matrix; cytosol. The record is from RefSeq and is a predicted model, not a curated record. Gene Ontology annotation, biological process: hormone catabolic process; amyloid-beta metabolic process; peptide catabolic process. NCBI's taxonomy places the organism in Eukaryota, Metazoa, Chordata, Amphibia, Anura, Pelobatidae.